AGUUUGAACAGCAAGGAGAAGCUGCACGCUCCGAACUUUCCCAAUGGUUUCCGUGACCAGAACCGUGUUUGGAGGACUGCCCUCGGGGGGAGGGACAGUGGAGAAGUUCCAGCUUCGGUCAGACCAGCUGAGUGUGGACAUCAUCUCCUGGGGCUGCACGAUCACAGCUCUGCAGGUCAAAGACAGGCAGGGGAAAGCCUCAGACGUGGUGCUUGGCUUUGCCGAGUUGGAAGGUUACCUCCAGAAGCAGCCAUACUUUGGAGCUGUGGUUGGGAGGGUGGCCAACCGAAUUGCCAAAGGAAGGUUCACAGUUGAUGGGAAAGAAUACCACCUGCCCAUUAACAGAGAGCCCAACAGUCUCCACGGUGGAUUCACAGGGUUUGAUAAGGUCCUCUGGACCCCGCAGGUGUUGCCCAAUGGUGUCCAGUUCUCUCGAGUCAGUCCAGAUGGUGAGGAAGGCUACCCUGGAGAGUUGAAAGUAUGGGUGACAUAUAUCCUGGAUGGUGGAGAGCUUGUAAUCAACUACAGAGCACAGGCCAGCCAGACCACUCCAGUUAAUCUGACCAACCAUUCUUAUUUCAACCUAGCAGGCCAGGGCUCCCCAAAUAUAUAUGACCAUGAAGUCACCAUUGCAGCGGAUGCAUAUUUGCCUGUGGAUGAGACUCUGAUUCCAACAGGAGUCAUUGCUCCAGUGGAAGGAACUGCCUUCGACCUGAGAAAGCCAGUGGAGCUCGGGAAGCACCUGCAGGGGCACCACAUCCAUGGAUUCGACCAUAACUUCUGUCUGAAGGAGUCGAAAGAAAAGAAGUUUUGUGCGAGGGUGCAUCAUGCUACGAGUGGGAGGAUCCUGGAAGUGCACACCACCCAACCUGGUGUCCAGUUUUACACAGGAAACUUCUUGGAUGGUACUCUGAAGGGCAAGAGUGGAGCGGUCUAUCCCAAGCACUCUGGUUUCUGCCUCGAGACCCAGAACUGGCCUGAUGCAGUCAAUCAGCCCCAGUUCCCUCCGGUUCUGCUGAAGCCUGGAGAGGAGUACAACCAUACCACCUGGUUCAAGUUCUCUGUCGCUUAAAGAAGAUGGACAGUGGGACCUGGUUCAGGGCCAGGUUGGUCCCUACUCACCUGCUUCCGCUUAGACGUAAUCCUGCGAGUUGUCAUAUAGAUGGCAGCUGGCGUAACAGUCAGCUUGGAUACUGAUGCCCUUUCCCAACAUUUGGCUACAGCCAUGUCUAAUGACCAGCUCUGUUCUCUUCUGCCAGUGCCAUCACCUAAAGUCUUUCCCUGAUGGAGAAAUGGUCCUCUGGACUCCCCUGAUUUCAUAGGCUCCGUCUCUCUAUCCUGGCUCUAUCUGGCUUCCCCUGCUUUCAUAGAUUCUGUUUCUCCAUCAUGGCUCCAUCUUGUCUAUUUUCUUCAAGCCUUCCUUUCUUUGACAGAACUCUGUUUUCCCGCCUCCUCUUUUACCUCAGACUACCCUCCAGAAGUUUUAACCAGGACUUGAGUUCAAGCUGUGAGAAUUCAAGUCCCCCUCUGUGCCCCUACCUCAGUCUGCCUAAACAUUCCUAGGGUCACUGAAGGACAAGCAGGGUUUUGGACCCUGCUCGUCAAAGCCUUUCUUCUCAGACUUACCAUAGGAGCUACUACAGAGAUGGCCGGGCAGUGAAGAGCAGACACUGCUCUUGCAGAGGACCUGAACCCACCCAUCAGGCGCUGGGGAGCAAGCACUCUCUUCUAGCCUCCGGAAGUACCACACUCAUGCACAUCCACAACAGUUAGAAAUAAAUCUUAAGUAAGAAAAAAAUCACUUUAGAAGCACUGGAGUGAGUUGAGCUAUCUUUUCAGACAUGAUGUGAUUUAAAUUGUAAGAUCCAAAUACCCAGAAUAAUUUCAAUUUUCCUGCCUUUGAGGCUAACUAGGAGCUUGGCUAAGGUGUAUUAAGAUGCACAGGCAUAGAAGGCAGGAGCCUCACACCAACAGUGCCGAGAGCAUUCGACUUUGCACUAGAAGUAGAUGCUCCCUUGAGAUGACACGGGCGGAGGGUUCUCACGUCCUCAAAGAUUACCUCAUCGCUGAUGUGCCUAGGCUGGGAUUUUGAAAAAAAAAAAAAAGUUUCUGUUAUUAUCUGCUACAGUCAGUUCAAAUAAAACCAAAAUUUUCAUCUUCAGAA
Molecule: messenger RNA, 2164 nt
Organism: Grammomys surdaster
Lineage: Eukaryota; Metazoa; Chordata; Mammalia; Rodentia; Muridae
Gene: Galm
Product: galactose mutarotase
Exons: 7
Coding region: 44-1072 (342 amino acids)
Biological process (GO): glucose metabolic process; beta-D-galactose catabolic process via UDP-galactose, Leloir pathway
Molecular function (GO): aldose 1-epimerase activity; carbohydrate binding
Source: RefSeq, a predicted model, not a curated record